This is a messenger RNA of Bombus pyrosoma, 1620 nucleotides long. RefSeq lists its product as uncharacterized. The record is from RefSeq and is a predicted model, not a curated record. NCBI's taxonomy places the organism in Eukaryota, Metazoa, Arthropoda, Insecta, Hymenoptera, Apidae. The coding region runs from base 29 to 1546 and encodes 505 amino acids. The transcript is spliced from 8 exons.
CGUAUGUCAAGUUUCAUGAAACUAUAAGAUGCGGUUAAAAUUGUUGUUAUAUCUUUAUUUCUUAUUAAAUAUAGUUUCUAAUUUUGUAAUAGGAAUAAGUUUAUGGAAAAAAUAUAGUGAACUUCGUAAAAAAAUAAACAAAAAAUUGAAUAAACAAAAAGAGAGUGAACUUCUCCUUGAUAUUAAUGAAUAUGAAUAUCCAAGAGCAAAUGAAACACUUAGAAAGAUACACAAGGAGUUAUGGCAGGAAUAUUAUGAAUGUUUAAAAAAGAUAUAUAACGAAAUUGGAACAGAAAAGAUGAUGUAUCCAAUAGCGUUUGAAGCCCUAGAAGGAACACUUGUCACAUUAAAAUGUCAAAUAUGUAUCUCUCCAAUAGAAAUCUAUGUUAGUGAUGAUGUAGAAUGGUAUUUCAAUAAUACUGUCAGCAAUGAUACAAGCAGGCUUAUAGAAUCAGAUAAUUUGUUCAUUUCCCCAAAAGACAGAUCAUUGAUAAUACAUAACAUUAAGUCUGAACAAGCUGGUCAAUAUUGGUGUAAAUUUGGGGAUACAUUAUCAAUAUAUUACUAUAUAUCCAUUGACACUGAUCUUGAAGGAGUAAAAACUGUAUAUCCUACAACAGCACCCAAUAUGCCUCAUGCAAUACCAAAAAAUAUUGUAUCAGAAUAUAAUUUAAAUAUCUAUACAACAUGGACUAAAUGGUCUUUAUGUUCUAACUGUAAUGUAGUUGGUAAAAAAGUUCGGUAUGGAUAUUGUACUGUUUCUUCACGUGCAGAUGUCAACAAGAAAAGUAUAAUAGAAAAGAAACAACUUACGGAUUAUAAACGGCAAACCGCAGAGAAUGAACAAAAUGGAACAAUAGAAACUACAACCACAAUUCGGGAUCAAAUUAUAGAUAAAAGUAUGAAUGAUAAAAUCAAAAUGGUUUUACGUUUAUUUAGAAACAAAAUACCUUGUAAAAGUAAAUAUUUGCCAAAAGCUUCGGACAUUUUGAAUAUUAAAGAUAGAAAAACAGAAAUUAUGGUGCGCUAUUGUAAGAUAAAGUGUCCAGAAAAUAUAAUAUUCGAAGUACGGGAUAAGAAGGGAAAUGUACUUGAAAGUGCAAAUAAUAGUGCUGGUAUAUAUUCUAUGGUUCAAGGAAUGCCCGCUCCAUCACCGCCAGUUAUACGCACAACAAUUUAUCAAAAACAUGAUAAAAAAGCAGUUCUUGUGUGUCCAGGAAAUUUAAAUACAGAUGUACCAAUUAAUUGGAAAAUAGAUGACGAAAUCUUAAAUCCGUCUAUUGUAAAAGACCAAUCUGAAGGAAGAAUUUAUUUUAAUUCGCAGAUGCAUAUAAUUUUCAAAUCAUUAAAAUUUCAAGAUGCAAAUAUAUAUAGUUGCUGGCAAAGAAAUGAAAUCGUUGGUGUAAUAAAAUUAAAUGUAACUGGAGAAAUGGAACUACAAAUAAAUUACAGUGUUAUUAUGAUUGGUGGAAUGUUGAUAAUUGUUGUAUUCAUGAUUGUGUUUUGGAGGGCAUUUCAAACUCGUAAACGUUUUACAAUACAUUGACUGUAUUGUGCACUAUUUCUUUGAAAUAAAACAACGCAUGAUGUUGCAAAAAAAAAAAAAAAAGAUAUAAAUAA